UUCGACGCAUUUUCACCAGUAGUUCGCCUGUCGUUUACUUCUUCUACGAAGCAUAGCAAAAGGGUUUUAACGAUGUCUAAGAAAAGAGGUCUUUCCUUGGAAGAGAAGCGUGAGAGGAUUCUCCAAAUCUUUUAUGAUUCACAAGAUUUCUUCCUUCUCAAGGAACUUGAGAAGUCGGGCCCCAAGAAAGGGGUUAUCACACAGUCUGUAAAAGAUGUUGUGCAAAGUCUAGUGGAUGACGACCUUGUUUCGAAAGACAAGAUAGGAACUUCUGUAUACUUUUGGAGUCUGCCUAGCUGUGCUGGAAAUCAGCUGAGGAAUGUGUCUCGGAAACUCGAAUCUGAUCUCCAAAGCAGCAAGAAGCGAUUUGCUGAACUUGUUGAACAGUGUGAUGCCUUAAAGAAUGGACGAGAGGAAUCUGAUGAACGAGAGGAAGCCUUAGGUGAGCUAAAAGCUAUUGAACAGAAGUAUAAUGAUUUAAAGGAUGAGAUGAGCCAGUAUGCAGACAAUGAUCCUGCUGCGUUUGAAGCAAUGAAAAAAGCUAUUGAAGUUGCCCAUGCAGCUGCGAACAGAUGGACAGACAACAUUUUCACGCUGCGCCAAUGGUGUUCAAACAAUUUUCCCCAGGCCAAAGAGCAGCUUGAGAACAUGUACAAGGAGGUUGGAAUAACAGAUGAUUUUGACUAUUUGGAGUUGCCAGUACUUCCACUUGGUGACCAGGUGCAGGACGGCAAUUCUUAAGUAUUGUAGUUUAGCUUUACUUUAUACUACAAAACCCUGUAUUGCCACCAAAAUAUAAGAUUUACAUGUGCUGUCAUUGAGACUGCUUGAGUGGUGUCCUUACUUGCACAGUUAUGAAAGGAUAAUGAGCCUAAACAUAAGGUCAUUUGACACUCAAUUAAAUACAUCUGGUGAUAGGAGUGAUAUUUGUAA
Cornus florida is the source of this 933-nucleotide messenger RNA. Its product is annotated as meiotic nuclear division protein 1 homolog. Bases 73 to 741 code for a protein of 222 amino acids. Gene Ontology annotation, cellular component: nucleus. NCBI's taxonomy places the organism in Eukaryota, Viridiplantae, Streptophyta, Magnoliopsida, Cornales, Cornaceae. Gene Ontology annotation, biological process: reciprocal meiotic recombination. The record is from RefSeq and is a predicted model, not a curated record. Gene Ontology annotation, molecular function: double-stranded DNA binding. The transcript has 10 exons.